Molecule: messenger RNA, 1647 nt
Organism: Eremomyces bilateralis CBS 781.70
Lineage: Eukaryota; Fungi; Ascomycota; Dothideomycetes; Eremomycetales; Eremomycetaceae
Product: DUF1752-domain-containing protein
Exons: 3
Coding region: 1-1647 (548 amino acids)
Biological process (GO): negative regulation of transcription by RNA polymerase II; mitochondria-nucleus signaling pathway; regulation of nitrogen utilization
Cellular component (GO): cytoplasm
Source: RefSeq, a predicted model, not a curated record
AUGCCUUUUAAAUCAUCGACACCGAUCGUGAGUGUAGAGCUCGACUCUAUGAAGACCAUCGACACAGGAAAUGCGGAAAAUCUCUUUGGCCUAUGGUCAGUCUUCUCGAAAUGCGCAGACUCAAUGGAGGACGGAAAGCGACUGGAGAACUUGAGUUGGCGGUUGUGGAAUCGGGAAACGUUUUGCUGCGCACCUGACCACGCCUCACCAUCGCUUUCCGCCCGCUGGCCGCAUCUGCUCCCCAGUCGUCAGCCGCAACCAACAACCACAUCAAAUCACGAUCUUCCCGAGCUCUCCUCUUCGGCUUCAUCCACCGCAUCCGACGCCCUGGUCACUCCAUAUUCAUCGCAAACCUCAUCACGACCGCAUCUCCUCCGACAAGACUCGGCCAUCUCGCGCACGAGCUUGAAGCACAUUUCUCCAAUCGACCUACAGAACAUUGUCACAUCGAUCAAGAAGGAUAGCGAGAAAGAAAAGCCCCAAUUGCCUCCGCUUCCGCCCAAGCCACCCCAUUCUCACAUCAUCCCCGAAUCUUCCACCUCAACGGUUGCCACGACGCUGAACAGCGUUACAUCCGGCAUGAGUCCGCACGCGCCCUCGGAAGCCAGCACGGCCUCCACGGAAUUCAGCGCCACCAACAUCGUCCGCGGUUUCGAGCCAGGAAGGAUAUCCUCCUCGCUGCGGUCGAAGACCCAUUUAGCGGUGAACCCAUCUCCAUCCGGACCGACCAGCAGCCUUCGAACACCGGCAGCCACCGCACAAUCCCAACAGAAGUCGAAAGCAAAAGGGGCUACAUUUCAGCUCGGCGGCUCAUCCGGGUCCGACGAGGAGAACAGCUUCAAGCAUUUCACCGGCCACAGCUCGCUUUCCGACGGGCUGAGGAAGUCGGGCGUUAAGCAAGCGAGCUUUAGAGAAGAUGUGAAAGUCCGGACCUACGAGCAAGAGGAUGUUUUCGAAAGCGACACAGAGGACGAGGAUCAAUCGUCGAGUGCCAUCGAGGACGAUGAGAUGGAAGAUGGUGAAUGGGAAGAUGCAGAAGACGACCACAGCGGCCAACCCAGCUUCAAAGACGAACAUAUGUUCCAGAGAGUGGAUUCUCGGGCCAACUUGAGGUCGCGGCCUUCGCUUCUGACGGCGAUGAUGCACGAGAAUGACCGAGCCACCGCGCUUCAAAAUGCCGCCUCACGUUCCACCCCCGCCAUCCGUCGCUCCCGCACCAGCUCUCCGAACGGUCCCUCGUUCCCUACCUCUCCACUACCCGAUGCCUCCGCAUCCGACUCCAACCCAAUUCAAAUCUCUCGAUCCAAACCAAUCAUUAUGACCACGUCCAACACCCACCAACCUGCUCUCUCUCCCCGCACCACCCGCCGAAACAUGCUCAGCUCCGAGCUGACGGAGUCGCUUCGGAAGAACCUCCUCUGGGAGCGACAACAGAAGAACUCGACCACCAACGCAGCACUUAAACGACGACACACAUCCAACGAUAUGCGCAACUUGCGACAGUACCCGGGUGAGCCUGCGCCAGUCGCGCCAUCAGGGCUCGGGGUAAUAAAAGAGACUACCAACAAAUACACGAGCUCCUGGACGAACAACCAAACCGAUUUCUUCACUGCAGGUCCUGAUGAUCUCCACGAGAGGGGAUGGUAA